Messenger RNA from Cucurbita maxima (winter squash), 2713 nucleotides. RefSeq names its product AUGMIN subunit 8-like. Gene Ontology annotation, biological process: centrosome cycle; spindle assembly. Gene Ontology annotation, cellular component: cytoplasm; centrosome; nuclear microtubule. NCBI's taxonomy places the organism in Eukaryota, Viridiplantae, Streptophyta, Magnoliopsida, Cucurbitales, Cucurbitaceae. Gene Ontology annotation, molecular function: microtubule binding. The record is from RefSeq and is a predicted model, not a curated record. The coding region runs from base 730 to 2490 and encodes 586 amino acids. The transcript has 8 exons.
AAAAGAAGCGCUUUUAUUUUUCUUCUCCCUCUCUUAGAACUUGUUCGAAAAUCUGAACUCCAUCAAUUCUGCCCGCUGCAAAGAACCUUGUACGGCUAAUUCUCUUUCCAGUUCUUUAAACCUUAUCGCCUUCGUUCGUAACCCUACGGAUUUCUCCGAUCGAAUUUCUUCUUAUUUGCUUUAAUUUUUAGUUCGGAAUUUAUUCGUCGGUGAGCUUUUCCGAUUCGCCGCGUGAUUGGUUUGGCCGUACUGAAUUGUUUUUAAUGAGAGGCAUUUAUGAAAAAGAGAAGUUCGCAGAGAAGAUGAAGUGAACCAAAUGGCAAGGUCCAUAUAGUGAACCAGAUAGUCGGAAUGUACAGAAUCAUUCAUGUUUACAGCCCAACCAUCCAUAGCCGAAUAAGGUCCCGUUAAGCUCCACUUCCCUUUCUUAUCCUGUUGUGACCUGCAAAAGCCCACGUACUCUAUCCUUCCAGUUCGGGAGUUUCUAAGGCGACCCCUUUCCUUAAACGCAAGUUGUGUCGAAGCAAGACGAAUUUGACGUUUAUGCAAUUUUUGGCAGUCCUUUUUUAAGCGGCCCUGGAUACCCUACCUUGCCCUCGUCUUCCUUGUGAUGCAAUGCUGGUAAAAGGAUUUUUCUUUUCGUGAGUGCUGUUUUUCCAGAUUCAGGGAAUGCGAAUUGUGUAGUUAUGUGACGAAAUCUAUCACUAUGGUCUGAUUUCGAUAGUUUGGAUGGAUGUAUGCGAAUCGGCGCGGGCAUUUAGAAAGCAAACAGUAGCUGCGGCGCCAAGACAACCGUUGGUUCCUGCAGAAAAGAACAAUGAAGUUAUCACACGGUUUCCCUCGUGUUCCAAGAAAAUGUCACCUUCUCCUUCAUCGUUGUCUGGUCCUCGGCGUUGCCCAUCACCAAGCAUCACGCGGACGGUUCAUACAUCCUCCCAAUUGGUUCUUAAAAGAGCUCAAUCAGCAGAGAGGAAGCGACCGUCCACACCCCCUUCUCCAAGCCCGGCCGUACCGAUUGAUGGUUCAACAGCAGAUUUACAGUUGCUAUCGAAAAGAAUGAUUGGUGGUCGACCUGAUAGCUUAUGGCCCUCUACGAUGAGAAGUUUGAGCGUUUCGUUCCAAUCUGAUACAAUUUCUAUUCCUGUUAGUAAGAAGGAAAAACCCGUGUUAUCAUCUCCUUCUGAUCGAACUCUUAGGCCUUCUUCCAAUUUUCCUUCUAAGCAGGCCGAGACGCAAACUGUUGCACGGAAGUCCGCGCCAGAAAGAAAGAGGAGUCCAUUUAGAGGUAAAAAUGGGCACGAUCAAUCAGAGAAUUUCAAACCAGUUGCUGGGUCACGUACCCAAUUCAUAGAUCAGCAUAGAUGGCCUAGUCGAAUUGGUGCGAAAGCAUCCUCCAAUUCAUUAAAUUGUUGCGUGGAUCUCGCCGAUAAAAGAGUCCCAAUCUUAAAUAAGCCACUUAGAGGAAGCGCAUUAUCUUGUACGGUCGAGACUGUUAGCAAACCUCUACAGAAAUCGACCAGUGGUGUUAUGAGGCUAUCAUAUGUUGAUGGAAGGAGUAGAAAAGAAUUUGAGGCAAAUUCAGCCAAUGACAGUUCAAUGCAGGAAUCUGCAGCUAACAAGGUUGUUUCGUCAAGUUUAGCAGACAUAAAAAUAACAACAAACCGAGUUGUGAGAUAUGACUCGCCUACUCUUGUCCCACGACCAUCCUCUGUUACUAGAAGAGCUAGUCCAUCUCGAAUGACACCAUCAACUCCAACUCCUCGAGCAAUUAUCUCAUCACGAAUCAGACCUUCAAAUGCUACUCAACCCAAUGUUUCAACUUCUGUUCUUAGUUUCAUAGCAGAUUUUAAGAAGGGAAAGAAGGCUACAAGCUAUAUAGAAGGUGCUCAUCAGCUACGGCUUCUAUACAAUAGACAUUUGCAAUGGAGAUGUGCUAAUGCCCGCGCAGAGGCUGUUCUGCAUAAUCAGGAGGUGGCAGCAGAGAGAACUCUUCUUGGCGUAUGGAAUACGACACUAAAUCUGUGGGAUUCAGUAAUCAGAAAAAGGAUCAAUCUCCAACAGCUGAAGCUAGAGCUCAAGUUGAUUUCGGUUAUGAAUGAUCAAAUGAGCUACCUCAACGAAUGGGCUGUGCUUGAAAGAAGUCAUAAUCGAUCCUUAUCAGGUGUUAUAGACGAUUUGGAGGCGAGCACUCUUCGUGUUCCAUUGACUGGAGGAGCAAAAGUAGAUGCGGGCUCUUUAAAUGAUGCUAUUUUUUCAGCCGUUGAGGUGAUGCAAGCAAUGGGAUCCUCCAUUUGCUCCAUGCUCCCAAGGGUGGAGAUAAUGCAGACGUUGGUUAUUGAACUUGCAAUUUUAGCAGCCCAAGAAAAGGCUAUGCUUGAUGAAUGUAUAGCAUUGUUGGCAUCAACAGCAGCUUUGCAGGUUCAGGAGCAGAGUUUGUGGACGCAUCUCAUACAAACAAAGGAACGAUUGGAAAAGGGCUGCCUGGUUUAGGCGUUUAAAGGCAAGCUUCCCAACCUGACCGGCCCUGCUAGGCUAAGCAAGCUAACAACAAAGCCCAUUUUGUUACCUCACUGAAAGAUGAGUCAUUCUUCCAAAUCAGUCUUCCCCCGCAUGUAAAUUCAUUCUUUAGAUUCUCACCGGGAGUUUGUAGCUGUAGAUCCUUUUAUUUAUUUAUUUAAUUUUAAUCUAUUCCUCAUUUAAAAAUUUUCUUCAA